AUGGCUUCAUCAUCACAAAAUAACGCCAACAGCAAUGGCGCCGAGCCCAUCGACAAUGUCUCUCAAUUCCUAAGGGAGAGCCAGGACCGCAUCUUCGUGAACAACAAGGCCUGGGUUGACUCAAAGAUCUCCGCGGAUUCGGACUUCUUUGCGAAGUUGUCAAGUGGUCAGAAGCCGGAUUAUCUGUACAUCGGAUGUAGUGAUAGUCGCGUGCCUGCCAAUGAGAUCAUGGGACUUGAUGCCGGCGAGGUUUUCGUCCACCGGAAUAUCGCCAAUCUGGUUCCGAAUACGGAUCUGAAUGUUAUGUCGGUCAUUGAAUAUGCCGUCGCCCACCUUCACGUAAAACAUAUUGUCGUCUGCGGUCACUACAUCUGUGGUGGCGUCCAAGCCGCCCUCUCCAACACCGACAUGGGCCUCCUCAACCCAUGGCUCCGAGGCAUCCGCGACGUCUACCGUCUGCACGAGAAAGAGCUCGACACCUACGAUGAUGCUGAAGCCAAGUACCGCCGCUUGAUCGAGCUUAAUGUCUUGGAGCAGUGCCGCAAUGUGAUUAAGACUGCUGUUGUCCAGCAGAGCUAUACACAUAACGGCUAUCCGAUUGUGCAUGCUUGGGUUUUUGAUUUGAAAGAUGGGUUGCUCAAGGAUUUGAAACUGGACUUUGAGGGGACGCUGAAGGAGAUUAAAAAGAUUUAUGAUUUGGAUGCGGGCCCAAAGAAGAUGAAGUAA
Cadophora gregata is the source of this 726-nucleotide messenger RNA. RefSeq lists its product as uncharacterized. The transcript is spliced from 3 exons. Gene Ontology annotation, cellular component: cytoplasm. Bases 1 to 726 code for a protein of 241 amino acids. Gene Ontology annotation, biological process: carbon utilization; cellular response to oxidative stress; cellular response to carbon dioxide. Gene Ontology annotation, molecular function: carbonate dehydratase activity; zinc ion binding. NCBI's taxonomy places the organism in Eukaryota, Fungi, Ascomycota, Leotiomycetes, Helotiales, Ploettnerulaceae. The record is from RefSeq and is a predicted model, not a curated record.